Messenger RNA from Lodderomyces elongisporus, 762 nucleotides. RefSeq lists its product as uncharacterized. NCBI's taxonomy places the organism in Eukaryota, Fungi, Ascomycota, Pichiomycetes, Serinales, Debaryomycetaceae. The transcript has a single exon. Bases 1 to 762 code for a protein of 253 amino acids. The record is from RefSeq and is a predicted model, not a curated record.
AUGCCAUCAUUUUCAUACAUCACUGCUGCUACAUUGGCACUUGCUAUCAUCAACACCUCACACGCUGCUAACUUGGGUGGAUUAGACGGUGUUCAACAGUCCACGGAUGUAACAACCACUACUACUGGUGCUGAGACUAAGGCAGCAACAACUGCCACAUCUGCAACAGUUCAGACCCAACAGUCACAACAAACUCAACAAACACAACAGUCACAACAAACACAACAGUCACAACAAACUCAACAGUCACAACAAACUCAACAGUCACAACAAACUCAACAAACACAACAAUCACAACAAACACAACAAACCCAGCAACAAAGUCAAGCUUCACAACCAUCUGCUCAAUCAAUCAAUCUCUUAUCUGCAUCACAAACAGCAGUCUCCCAACAUACACAAAGCAAUCUUGUUGGUACAGAGAUUAGCUCUACUGCUUCGGCCCAAUCCACUGCUUCAGAUGCUUCUCAGACUGCUUCAUACAAUCAAUGGGGAUUUACUGGUUCACAAUCAGUAUGGCUGGCCAAUACUUUGACUACUUCAGGUGUCUCUGGAAGCGAUAGUGCUAGCUCGGGAUCAAGUGCUUCAUCUGGUUCGGAAUCUGGAUCUUCUGACUCCAGUCUGGAAUCAACCACCCACUCUGUUAAUAGCACCUCUAGCGCUAACAGAGUAAUGGGACUGGUGGGCGAAAAGAGCUUGUUCUGGAAACAAACAGCAUUGGUUGGCGGUGUUGUGUGUGUGAGUGUUUUCUUUAACGUGUUAUAG